AUGACAGUAAAAAAUGACAGUAAUAAAGGCAUUGAUUAUAAUGGUGAUGUUGACUUUAUUGAUGUUAACGAUGAUGAUGAUUAUAGUGACAAUGAUAAUAGUGAUAUGGACGAUGUUGUCAGUAAUGAAUAUGAUGAUGGUGAUGAUAAUGAUGAUGAUGGUGAUGACAGUAAAAGUGACAGUAAUGAAAGCAUUGAUUAUUGUAGUUAUGAUGUUGACUUGAUUGACGUUAACGAGGAUAAUGACGAGGAUAAUUAUGAUAUGGGUGAUAUUGACAGUAAUGAAUAUCAUGAUGAUGAUGAUAGUGAAGACAGUAAGAAUAACAAUAAAGGAGGUAUUGAUUAUUGUAGUUAUGAUCUUGACUUCAAUGACGUUAAUGAUAAUGAUGAUAAUGACAGUGACAAUGAUAAUGUUUAUGAUGUUAUUCAGAAGGUUCUUUAUUCCUCUGUAAAAGAGUCUCUGGAUGACAUACUCAACACUCGGGCUUACCUUCCUCCGGCUCUGGAACAACCUCUCUCACCCCUAUGCAGAAUGAAGGUGCUUGAGUCUGAGCUUCAAGACGCUGCGUGA
Molecule: messenger RNA, 570 nt
Organism: Macrobrachium nipponense
Lineage: Eukaryota; Metazoa; Arthropoda; Malacostraca; Decapoda; Palaemonidae
Product: coiled-coil domain-containing protein 1-like
Exons: 3
Coding region: 1-570 (189 amino acids)
Source: RefSeq, a predicted model, not a curated record